Paramecium tetraurelia is the source of this 225-nucleotide messenger RNA. RefSeq lists its product as uncharacterized. The record is from RefSeq and is a predicted model, not a curated record. NCBI's taxonomy places the organism in Eukaryota, Ciliophora, Oligohymenophorea, Peniculida, Parameciidae. The transcript has a single exon.
AUGGAAAAUAGUAAUAUGAAUGAUAAAUAUUAGAUAGCAUAAAAUGGAUAUUCAGAGAACUUUGAAGCAAAUUAAUUGUUUAUAAAGGAUAAUUUACUAUAUUAUAAAGUGAGCCUAAAUGAUCUUGAAGUUGGAAUAUUAUCAACUGAUCUGGCUAUAAAAUUAGGAGAUAACAUCAAUGAAAGUAAUACUUUUAAAUGGGAUAAUAAUGUAUAUUAGUUGUGA